CGCCCUUGCCCCGCCUGGCUGGCGGGCGGGGGGCGGCGGCGGCAACGCAAGAAACAUGCUUCAGGACUUGUGGUACGGAUUUUGAAGGUCAUUGAUGCACUCCUGCGAAUUAGUUGCUGCCCAGUUCCAGUUAGUCAUGUAUAUGAGACCAUUAAAAUGGAUUUUUUUGUUUCUCUUUGUGUUUUCAGUCAUAACAAUGUGGUACGUAACUUUUUUCCCCAACACUGCGAUUGAGCAUACAAACCUCAUGUAUUUCUAUGAAUAUGAACCGAUUUACAAGCAACACUACCUCUUCACACUGCGGGAGCGCUUGAAAUGCAAAGACAUAAAUCCGUUUCUAGUCAUCUUGGUGUCUUCAAGACCCAAGGACGUGAAGGCAAGGCAGGCCAUCAGGGUAACGUGGGGAUCUCAAAACUCCUGGUGGGAACAUCGAAUUCUAACCCUGUUCUUACUAGGUCAGGACACUCAAAUGGAAGACAACGCUGCAGCACUGUCGGUAGAAGAUGAAAGCAUCCUCUAUGGUGACAUAAUUCGCCAAGAUUUUAUGGACACUUAUGACAAUCUCACCUUGAAAACGAUCAUGGCGUUUAGGUGGGUCACUGAGUUCUGUUCGAAUGCUAGAUUCCUCAUGAAGACUGACACUGAUGUCUUCAUCAACACCGCUAACUUGGUAAAAUUUCUUCUGAAGCUAAAUUCCUCAGAAAAUAUUUUUACUGGUUAUCCCCUUAUAGAUAACUUUGCCUACAGAGGCUUUUACAAAAAAACGUACAUCUCUUACGAUGAAUAUCCAUUCAAGUUGUAUCCUCCGUAUUGCAGUGGGAUGGGCUAUAUAUUGGAUGGAAAACUGGCUCUGAGGAUUUAUGAACUGAUGAGUCAUAUCAAGCCUAUUAAAUUUGAGGAUGUUUAUGUUGGAAUUUGCUUAAAUAUACUUAAGGUGAACAUCAGUAUUCCAGAAGAUAAACAACAAUUCUUUCUUUAUAAAAUUAAUUUUGAUAUCUGUAAGUAUAGACAUUUGAUUGCAGUACAUGGCAUUACAUCAAGUGAAAUGAUCAGGUUUUGGCAGGAUUUGUCAUCAAACACUUCAGUUACUUGCCUUUGA
Molecule: messenger RNA, 1099 nt
Organism: Gymnogyps californianus (California condor)
Lineage: Eukaryota; Metazoa; Chordata; Aves; Accipitriformes; Cathartidae
Gene: B3GALNT1
Product: beta-1,3-N-acetylgalactosaminyltransferase 1 (globoside blood group)
Exons: 2
Coding region: 95-1099 (334 amino acids)
Cellular component (GO): membrane
Molecular function (GO): N-acetyl-beta-D-glucosaminide beta-(1,3)-galactosyltransferase activity
Source: RefSeq, a predicted model, not a curated record